This is a messenger RNA of Wasmannia auropunctata (little fire ant), 978 nucleotides long. RefSeq lists its product as uncharacterized. Gene Ontology annotation, biological process: DNA integration. The transcript is spliced from 3 exons. NCBI's taxonomy places the organism in Eukaryota, Metazoa, Arthropoda, Insecta, Hymenoptera, Formicidae. The record is from RefSeq and is a predicted model, not a curated record. Gene Ontology annotation, molecular function: nucleic acid binding. The coding region runs from base 1 to 978 and encodes 325 amino acids.
AUGAAGGGAUUAGCUCGCUCCUUCGUCUUUUGGCCAGGUAUAGAUGCAGAUAUCGAGGCCAACGUGAAAGCAUGCACAGAUUGCGGAAAGCAUGCACACGCACCACCGGAGUAUCGUCCGGUCGCAGGUGUAAUGAUGUUGAUUAUCGUGGACGCUUAUAGCAAAUGGCUAGAAGUAAAAGUGACAAGUUCUACGACAUCGCAUGCAACUAUCAGAAUUCUAGAUAAAUUGUUUGCAGCCUACGGCGUUCCAAUUACAGUCGUGUCCGAUAACGGCACUCAGUUCACGUCAGCGGAAUUCAAAAAAUUCCUUCAGUCAAGAGGAGUCAAAUAUCACAAAUUAACGGCUCCAUACCACCCCGCAACGAAUGGCCAAGCCCAGCGCUACGUUCAGACCGUCAAAGAUGCACUCAAGGCUAUAGCGACUACCAAGGACACGUUGCAACAAAAUCUCAACGAAUUCUUGCGACAGUAUCGCAAAGCUCCGUACACAACCACGGGUCAACCUCCUUCGCAGCUGUUCUUAGGACGGAACCUGCGCACCCGCCUAGAUUUGGUGCGACCCGGCAAGAAUACUGUUGCAAAGACAGACAGGCCUCAAAGACAAUUGAGCUCGUAUAUUCCUGGAGUUAUUGCAGUUCGGCUAGGAGAUCUCCACUAUGAGAUCGAGUACAAUGGUCGACGCUUUAAGAGGCAUGUUGACCAACUCAGAAGCCGUCAAGAAGAGCAGAAAACGAAAAGGCAACCAGGGUCUACUGAGAUGACCAGCCAAAAUGCAAAAGACCAGGAUCGAUCGCGACGUAUCCGUUAUCACGGGGCGAUUGGAGAAACAGCAGCAACCCAACCUGUUACUGCACCGGUAGCACCUCCAGUCAACGUUCCGGCCCAGACAACGCCUCCGCCUGCACCCACUUCGGCGCCGACACCGCGCCACUCUCAGCGACCGCGUCGACCCCCGGACAGAUACACCCCAUCUUAA